This is a messenger RNA of Cryptomeria japonica (Japanese cedar), 1486 nucleotides long. RefSeq lists its product as uncharacterized. The record is from RefSeq and is a predicted model, not a curated record. NCBI's taxonomy places the organism in Eukaryota, Viridiplantae, Streptophyta, Pinopsida, Cupressales, Cupressaceae. The coding region runs from base 857 to 1324 and encodes 155 amino acids. The transcript has 2 exons.
CAGUUUUUUGAAAGAAAAUGGCUUCUAGUUCUACUGGUAAAGGUGGUGGCAGAAAGAGAGACCUUUGUUGGAAACAUGGGGCACCAGGUCCAAAAAGAGGAGACGUCCUUUGUAACCAUUGCACCAAGAUUAUAAAAGGUGGCAUUAAUAGGUUCAAAUAUCACCUUGCACAGAUUGAAUGUCGAGAUACCAGAAAAUGUAAGGGAUGUCCUGAAGAGGCUACGAGGGAUGCAAUAGCAACGCUUGAAGCAUAUGAUCAAAGGAAGGCAACAAAAAAGAGAACAACAGAGGCAAUGGCCAGCCCCAAGGGCAAAUUUGAGUUCUAUAGGGUCACAUACAGAUGUGGGGGCAUCUAGUUCUUCCCUUGGGCCACGGAUACGAGGAAUGGGAAGUGUGGGCAGCCAUGUGGAAAACUACUUUGUUCCACGUAACACUCCUGGUGCACAACCUGGAUCGCUAGGCACUGCAUGGAAUAAAGAGGCUCACCAACAAGCAAAGGUGGCGUGUGCUAGAUUUUGGAUCUACAAUGAUAUUUCGUUCAAUGUUGUUUCUAGUCCAUCUUGGGAACAAUUGGUCACCGAAUUGACUGUGGCAAGUAAGGGGUUCAAGUCCCCAAGUUGUUAUGAGAUUAGUGGACUGUUAUUGCAGGAUGAGGUCCAAAACACUCACGCAUAUGUGGCAGCCGACAAACUUCUAAUGGCUAGACAUCCGACAUUAUUUUGGAGCCCUUGUGCUGCCCAUUGUCUUGAUUUACUCCUUGAGGACAUAGGGAAACUAAGCUGGGUUAAAGAAAGUGGUUGAAGAUGGAAGGAAUAUCACCAAAUACAUCUACAAUCACACAUUGGUCCUGAAUCUUAUGAGAGAGCACAUUGAUGGUAAGGAUCUUGUGCGAUCGGGGGUCACACGCUUUGCUACCAAUUUUUUCACCUUGCAGAGCAUACUUGCUACAUUGCCCAACUUGAAGCGGAUGUUCGUGAGUGAAAGAUGGAUGGGGAGUCCUUAUGCUACAAAGCUUGAAGCAAAGAAGGUUGUGGUUGCCAUUUUUGAUUUUAAUUUUGCCAAGAUGGUGGAGGAGAUCAUCAAUGUGUCGGAACCGUUGGUGAGGGUGCUACAAAUGGUAGAUGGGGAUCAUAACUCUAUGGGGUAUCUAUAUGAGGCCAUGGAUAAGGCCAAAGAGGCGAUUCAACACUUGUAUGCGUCAAACAAGACCAAGUAUGAACUCAUAUGGCACAUAAUUGAUCUGAGGUGGAACCAUCAACUCCACCAACAUAUUCAUGCUGUUGCCUACUUCUUGAAUCCCAAGUUUUUUAAUCCUCGAGUUUGAGAGUAGAUGCAGAGGUUAGAAUUGGCCUUGACAUAUGCAUUCAAAGAUUAGUUGAUGAUGAGAACCUUCGAGAUCUGAUACUUGAUGAGUUGCAGAGCUAUAAGAAGGCCAUAGGGCCAUUGUUUUCUUCACUUGAUUGCAAACGUAGGAGAGACACCUUAC